AUGUUGUUUGAAGCACAAGGGAACCUCAAACUCGCUUACUUCGGGUCGGCGGAGCGGUUCGGAGGGUGCGACGGCGGCCGAAUGUCGGCGGUGGUUGGGACGCCGUACUACGCAGUGCCGGAGGUGUUGAUGCGAUGGGAGUACAAUGAGAAGGUGGACGUCUGGAGCACGGGGGUGAUUCUGUACAUAAUGCUCGUCGGAGUUUUGUCGUUCCGCGGUGAUUCUACGACGGAGACGUUCGAGGCGGUUUUGAGGGCAAACUUGAGAUUUCCCGCUAAGAAUUUUCUAUCAUUUUCACCAAAAGCUAAGGAUCUAUUGAGAAACAUGAUCUGCAUAUGGGUCUUCUCAGAUUGA
Molecule: messenger RNA, 354 nt
Organism: Ipomoea nil (Japanese morning glory)
Lineage: Eukaryota; Viridiplantae; Streptophyta; Magnoliopsida; Solanales; Convolvulaceae
Product: phosphoenolpyruvate carboxylase kinase 2-like
Exons: 1
Coding region: 1-354 (117 amino acids)
Biological process (GO): protein autophosphorylation; peptidyl-serine phosphorylation; intracellular signal transduction
Cellular component (GO): cytoplasm; nucleus
Molecular function (GO): calmodulin binding; calcium-dependent protein serine/threonine kinase activity; calcium/calmodulin-dependent protein kinase activity
Source: RefSeq, a predicted model, not a curated record